GUUGUAAAAUUGUAUAAUUGUAAUGGGAGUUGGGAAUGUAGCCUAGGCCUGUGUCCAGACUUUGAAAUUUAGGAAGUUUGUGGAAUAAUCCAAAUAACGGUUCAGUUCUCCUGUAGUUUACUAUAAAAUUCAAUCUAUUUGUACUCAGUACUUAAGAAUCUCAGCUGCCAAAUGACUUCGAAAGCAGAUAAAGAAAGACAAAAACAGGUGCAGGACAAAUGUCAGGCUCUCUUGACUCAGAUGUUGAGAGACGACGAUAAUAAGUAUUGUGUGGAUUGUGAUUCAAAAGGUCCCCGCUGGGCGUCAUGGAAUCUGGGAGUUUUCCUAUGUAUUCGGUGUGCUGGUAUUCACAGAAAUCUAGGAGUACACAUAUCAAGAGUGAAGUCUGUCACACUGGAUUCAUGGACACCAGAACAAGUAGUGAGUCUGCAAAUGAUGGGCAACAGUAGAGCCAGGGCAGUUUAUGAAGCUAAUCUGCCUGACAAUUUCCGUCGUCCUCAGGCAGAUUCAGCCCUGGAAGCAUUUGUAAGAGCCAAGUAUGAAGCGAAAAAGUACAUUGCCAAAGAAUGGGUGCAACCUCCUUUACCUGCAGUGAACUGGGACAAAGAAUUCGAGGAAGAAGCAGCUGAAAGGAACCGCAAACGGAAGAAGCAACAGGAGAAGAGCGCACCUGUCACCACCAACACAUUGACCCCGGUAGCCAGCCGCAAAGCAGCCGAUGCAGUUGUUCCUCAACCUCUGCCAAAGCCAAACUCCAGUCCCAAGUCGCAGCGGCAGAAUGCUGCAUCCAGCAACACUGCUGUCCCCUCCAGCUCCCCGAGUAAACCAUCCACAGAUCUGCUUGGUUUGGAUUCAUCGAUUGGUGAUCCGGUAUCAUGUUCAUCCGGUGUCUCCUCUUCAGACGACAUGUUCACUAGUUUUCUGAGUGCGCCUGCGCCGUCGGCUGCCUCCUUCACCAGCCUGGCGUCUGCAACUGCCAACUCAAUCAUGAACUCGCCAGCCACGGCAGCUGCCACCAAACGCACUCCCGAAGAGGACAGCUUCUUCAAUCAGCCGGUGGCGCAGGAAAAGAAACAGCUGACCACUGACUCGAUUCUGGCGCUUUAUGCCAAGACUCCGCAGCCUGCUGGCCAGCCACUAGGUGGCGCCAGUUUCGGUCAAGUCGGAGCUAGCACUGCACAAGGAUUCAUCGCCAACAACUUCGGCAGGCAGCAGACUACGGCUUCUGGUCAGCAGAUGCCUACUUUUCAACCGCAGGCUGCCAAUGGUAUGAUACCAGGCAUGAUGAACGCAAUGCAGCCGCCGCCAAUGAUGGUGAAUCAGGCAGCGGCAUCGAAUCCCUUCUACAACAUGUCAGCAGGACAAACUGCGCCACUUAACUUCGGCGCUCAGCCUCAAAUGAUGUCCGCUGCAUCCAGCAUGAUGAAUCCACCCCUACACCAGCAAAUGUCUGCGAUGAGUCUCAGCCAAGGAUCAUCAUCAAUGGUCAACAAUCAGUCUCCUGCUCCUUUCGGGGCAUUUGUACAGAGUCAACAAAUGGUGCCAACAUUCCAAUCAGCGCAAAACUUCCAGGUGAUGCAAUUAAACAUGGCGUCGAAUCCAUCCUCUACUAUUCCGGGACCGACACUGUCUUCGAAUCUGUCAUAGUCAGAAUUCAAAUCUAGCAAUGUUUCUGUACUUGAUUUAAACGUUAUGUUUUAAGAGAUUUUUUGCUUUGGUGGAUCCGUAUUAUUUACAAAUAAUAGUGUUUGUAUUUCAUAUUCUCCAGCAGAAUACUCUUAUGUUUUGGUUGGAAUGUAUUUUACUCAUAAUUCUUGAAAAUGGAUGUUUCAACAUUCUGUUCUCGUGAAAAUUCAACUCUAAUUUCGUAAUUUUAAAGCUCUGUUUCAUGAAUGGCAAUUUUUCUAGUCUGUUAUGCAUACUUUUUGUGAUCCUACAACACUUAUUCCAUGAUAAUGUUAUAGCAAUUGCUUGUUGGUUUUAGUAGACAUUUACUAAUUCUCUUUUAUCCCCUUUGUUAAAUAUAUUUCGAGUAUAUUUAUCAUUUCUCGUGGGUCUAUUUCGGGCUUUAAUUUUCUCCUUUAUUUUGAAUAUAAUCUCGUUUCAAACAAACUAUGACAGGAUCAGACACAAUAUUUUUUAAAUCUUUUCAUUUUGCUAGUCAUCAUGUACCUUUUCGAAUUUUCUACUGUGCCUUCAAUGGGAUAGAUGCUCUCCCCUCCCCAAAUAGCAAGGUGAAUUAUUGAUGACCAAGGCACAGACAUUUUAUUUCCACUGCCAUCUGUAUCAAUAUUGCUUGUUCUUAAAAAAUAUGAGUUAGCCCACCUACUCGAAUUAAAACAUUUGUGGGAUUUGAAAGUAAUGUAUGGAAUACAUUAGUUGAGUUGCAUUGGAACUCUGCAGACUUUUAUGAUUCCUGUUAACUUAUUUCUAGAAUUUGUUUUUGCAAACCAAUCAAACCAUAUGGAGUAGGAGGAAGUUGAAUAGAGAUUUAUUAUUAUAAUUGUUUUAAUUCCAAUUCUUUAGUAAUUAAUUGAUUCAUUGAACUUAUCUUCUAGUCCCAAGAUAUCCUUGAAAAUGAAAAACAUUGAACUCAACUCUUUGAGUCCUAGUAGGUCAUUUAGGGCUUUUUUGGUGUAUUUUUUAGUAUUUAGUCAUUUAAUGUAACUGAAAAUAAUUCAGUAAUUUAGCCCUAUUAGACAAAGAAAAUGUUUUUUUAAAAAAUACUAAAAAUUUAUUACAAUUUAUAUAAUUAGUUUUCCAAGGCAAUGAUAAAAUACUACACCAUGUGUCUAUAGGUCCUAUACAUGAAAAUACAAUACUGAUUGUAUUCUAAAAUAGCAAUAUAAAAUAUUGCUAAAAUACAGAGUGUUUGAAAAAGAACUCCCAAGUUUUAGGUAUAGAUUUAAUGUGUAAAUUAAUGGAAAACUUCAUCAACAAGUACGUACAUACAAUGAAAGAGAGAAUCUUCAAGUUUUUUUCAACAUCAGUACACUUCAACAUGGGAUCUAUUUGUCGCCCUGCAGAAGCCGAGACGAUAUUCAAGCUCUCGCCAUGUAUUCACCAACAUAUCAGGUGUAACUGUCCCAACCGCCGUGACGAUUCUUCCCCGUAAAUGGUUUAUGUCUCGGAUUUUUCCACUGUACACAACAUUUUUUAUGUUUCCCCAAAAGAAAAAGUCCAGAGGGGUUUAGUCCGGGCUUCCUGGUGGCCAAGCAAUUGGGCGAGCUCUCCCUAUCCACCCACCUUCCCGGAAAGCGAGUGUCAACUGAAGGAACUGUUCCCUGGCGCCGUCUUAAGGUCAAGCAGCUCUGCCAACUGCAGGGGGGUAAAACUUGGACAGUUGCUGAAUCAAACACCACAAACUAGAAUAGCGUAUAUCACGUUUUACAGAUUCUAUGACACAUCAAAACUAGGGAGUUAUUUUUCAAACACCCUUUAUAUAAUUUGUUUUCCAAGGGAAUAAGAAAAAUACUACACCAUGUGUGUAUAGGUCCUAUACAUGAAAAUACAAUACUGAUUGUACUCCUAAAAUAGCAAUAUAAAAUAUUGCUAAAAUACUAUACACAACUUUCUACUACAAAAAAAUCAAUACAUUAUUAAAAUCUAUAUAUGAGUCAUGAUAUCUUGUUGGUGACCCAAAAUCUGGCUACACUUAAGGAGACGUUAUAAAGAUAGAGCAAGAAGGAAAGCCACAAAUGAACGAAAUGAACGAAUCUAAAACUAAGUAUAAUUAUGCUGAUGUCAAGUUCGCAGGCCCAAAGAAGAAGAAAUGAGCCAGUUAGAGUGAGACGCUUCUUGUUUCAAAAGUAGAGCACUCUCGUUUAUCUAGGCACAGAGCUAAAUGUAGAAAAUUAAAUGUCUGAUGAAAUAAACAAACGAAUAAUCAGUGGUAGUAGAGCAUAUUUUGCAAAUGUUAAUAUAAUCAAGUCCAAGCUAAUAAAGCAUGAAACUCAAAUUAAACUUUAUAAAACGGUAAUUAGAUCAUUACUUACAUAUAGCAGUGAAGCAUGGACAUUAACUGUAGCCUAUAUAUAAGCACUUAAAAUCUUUGAAAGAAAAAUCAUCCGAAGAAUUGUACCAGUUUGGCAAGAUGGAACAUGGAGGAUAAGAAGUAACAGUGAGAUGAACAAUAUUCUCCAAAACCAAGAUAUAGUUCGCUUCAUCAAAUCACGGAGAAUCAGCUGGCUGGGACACGUCUGGAAAAUGGAGCGAAACAGACCUUAGAGACAACUGCUUGAGGGUAAAUUUUCAGCAUGUGAAGAAGAGGGGGACCAAGAAGAAGGUCGCUGCAAAAUGUGUAGGGUGAUCUGAAUAGGAUGAGGAUUGAGAAGGAUGGCGAAUGACCGUAACGAAUGGAGGCAUGUGACGGAGGAAGCCAAAGCCCAAACAGGGAUGUAGUGCUAAGAAAAGAAGAAGAAUAUAUAAAAACGAAGUGGCACUGAUUCAUAAUCAGCAGAACUAAAAAUCUACUGAACACAAUACGUUCAAAUUAAGCAUGUAUGUUCAAGCCUUCUAGAGGCACUCUAGGAACGGGUUUGAAAAAAUUCCAGAGGUGCGCCUAAAAUCUGCGUUUUCUCAUCUUUUUCAAGAACUAAUUGGCAAAAAAUGUUCAAAUCUGCUGAACAUGCUCAGCUGAGGUGUAAAAAUUUUGUACUGGGAGGGUUUUAAAAUAACACCUAAUACCCGCCCAAAAUCGGUGGUUUUUGAGCGUUAUGGCUGAGUUUUGUUAGCUUUUUCAAGAAGUAAUUGACAGAAAAUUUUGAUUUUUUUUCAAAGGGCUCGGCAGAGCCUUGCUCCCAGAUGCUGAAUUCGUGUUUUUUUGGAGGUUUACAAUCCUCCACACACAAGUAUGCUGAAAUUCACAGGGAGCUGAAAGAGUCGACUAUGCAGAUAAUUCGUACUUACCUAGUUGUACAAAUGCCUUAUCACUGUAGAAUAUAGUUGUCUAGAGCAACAAACUCGAGACUGUUUCUGCCAUAACAACAACACCACUGUGACCUUUUUCUCUCUCUUGUGGUCGUCUUGCACCACUUGUGGGUAUACUUUAAUCACAAUGAAUCUAGGUUUUCUUUUUUCCGAAUUUCUCUACUAUACUGAUCAAUACUGAUAAUGCCAACAUUAUAUUGUAGCCUUUUGAUGCCGAUAUGACAUGCAUAAUAUAAUUCAACAGAAACUUUAGGGUUAUGUUCAUCUAAUGUUUCAAUCAGACGAAUAGAAAUCUAAGGCUCAACUCACACUUAUGCGACUCUAGUCGAGAGCAUGUGUUUUCAAAUGGUGACAGUCGCGGAGACUAGAAUCGACUGGUCUGAGUGCCAUCAUUUGGAAACACAUGCUUUCGACUAGAGACGAGUCUCUUCUCGACCUGAGUCGCAUAAGUGUGAGUUGAGCCUUACUGAUCUAAUAUCCUCUCAAUCCAAUCAGUCAAUCAAAGAGCUUCCUGUCCUGUCAUGCCGUGCGGACUCGUCUGAAAAAACGCCUCGUGUGUCUCGGGCCAUAAGCAUUUCAUUCAAAUAAUAAGUAACUGAAUAAAACUAAAAUAUCUACUACAAACAAUUUAAUAUAAUUGAGUAAUCAAUUGACUCACCUAUUUCUCUUCCACCUUUCAUGAAUUGAUUGGUUUGCUAUUUUUAUUUCAGUUAGUAUGUAUAUUAUAUUCAAUCAUGAAAUUGUCGUUGUGUUUUGUUAAUCAGUCAUGAGUAAAAAACUACUAGUUUCAAUGUUUUACUUGGUUUCAGUUGUUAAUAUUAUAAUUGUCGUUUAUCAUAAUGAUAAUGUAUUUUGUUUUAUUUUUUGUAAUUGGCUCCUCAAAGCCAAAUAUUGACAGAAAAUUUCUCAUGUUGAUUGAUGUAGCUUUGAAAGCACUCAGGUAUUAACUCUAGUGGUAGUAGAAACCCUUAAAAAGAGAUAAAACUGAACUCACUUGGAGAAAUGAGUAAAUUACAUCCCAAUUCUCUCUUCAGUGCUAUUAUCCAUUUCUUUCACCGCAGAAGUAUUGGUGGGCGUUUUUGAUUAAUCACUUUUUAGGCUUAAGAAAAUAAGACUAAAUACCUUUCCAAAAUUAAUCUUUCCAUGUUGUUGAAUAGUCAUAUUGAAUUCACCAGUGUGAUUUCAAUGGAAACAGUACUGAAGUGUAUUUUUAUACACUUUUUUUAUUUAUUCAAUAAUUCAGAAUUACACAACUUCUAUAAAAUUAUCAACAAAUUAUACUAGAUGUAUGAAUUUUCCUGUGUAAUUUAAAUGGGAAAAGUAUUUAAGUAUAUGAAUACUUCACAAGCAUUUUUGUGUUCUAUCUUUUCCACUCACUUUACUUUUAAAAUAAUUUCUCAGUUUGAAAUCAGUUUCUAUCUACUAAUAGAAGGUGAAUAACCAUAUUGUUUUCACUGUAUACUGUGCAUUAUUGUGCUAUUGGGCUUCCAGUUAGGCCUACACAGUUAAAUCUGAUAAUCUUAAUACAAACAUUUGUAAGACAUUGUUCAAGUUUGAAAAUCUCGAAUUAUUAUUCAAUAAAUCUAUUUUUUUUCAACAACUAGAACAAUAUGAUCUUGAUUAUAUAACCUAGGUGUGAAUUGGAUUAAUACUUUUAUUUUGGAAUUCCAGCUUAUCUAACUCUAAAAUAUUCCAGUAUCUAAUGUCUCUAAUAAUAUAUGUGGACCGGUUACUAAAUGUUCUAAAUGUUGAUUCAAUAUUAUGUGUCUAAAUUUUAGGAUUUCUAUUAGGCUUAUCAAAUACAGAAUAUGUAAAAUGAUAGUUGUAUGGUUCCAUGAAUAUCUAAUCUUAACAUCACAUUUACUUCUACACGUAAUUGUAAAUGUCGAUUUUUCUGAUAUUCUUGUUUCGUUAUUGUGAAUUCGUUUCAAAUAUACAACAAUGUCAAUUCAAAAUCAUCGCUGUAUAAUCUUAUGGAAACUGAAUCCUAUUUUACGUAUGCUAUUCGAAUUGCUGGUUAUUAUAAAAAUAUAAACAUGUAAAUGUAUUGGUGUGAAUAUGUACGUUUAUGAAUGUAAGUUUGAAUGUGUGUGCUUGUGUAUUAUCCACUGCAUUUUUUAAUGUUCAUUUCACUGUAAAUCUUAUUAGAAACAUAAGGUAAAUUUCGUCCUCAUUCCUCAAAUUAUGGAAAUUAUUGUUAUAUUCUUAUCGUUUUCAUAACGAGUUUGAUUUGAAGUCUGUCAUACUAUGUGUGUCUAUUUGUAUGAUAUUGUUAGAGAAAGAGAAGGCGAUAGUCCAUUCAAGGAUGGAAGAAAGAACUAUAGUGAGAAAGAAUACUACGUUCACUGAGGUAUAUUUGCUUAAUUUAUUUAUAGCUUAUUCGAUAAUGAAUAUUGUGAUUGUUAUAGAUUUAUUAUUUUUCUAGUUCUAUCCUCAUCGUGGUUAUUUAUCAUUUAUUUUUCUAUUUUAUUGAAUACUUGGAGUAUUUAUAGUUAUAUUAUAAAUGGUGUAAUUGACUUAUUUGUUGAAAUUUUCAAAUUAUAUCUUUGUGCAGAUUAAUGUCUUGAAUGUCAAUGAAAGAAUAAUGAAAUUUA
Nilaparvata lugens (brown planthopper) is the source of this 7523-nucleotide messenger RNA. RefSeq names its product stromal membrane-associated protein 1. Gene Ontology annotation, molecular function: GTPase activator activity; metal ion binding. The record is from RefSeq and is a predicted model, not a curated record. Lineage: Eukaryota; Metazoa; Arthropoda; Insecta; Hemiptera; Delphacidae. Bases 172 to 1647 code for a protein of 491 amino acids. The transcript is spliced from 6 exons.